Messenger RNA from Zea mays, 1542 nucleotides. Its product is annotated as anther-specific proline-rich protein APG. Gene Ontology annotation, molecular function: hydrolase activity, acting on ester bonds. NCBI's taxonomy places the organism in Eukaryota, Viridiplantae, Streptophyta, Magnoliopsida, Poales, Poaceae. The record is from RefSeq and is marked validated.
CUAUCUUUUUCCCCCCUCGAGAUGCAUCUCUACAUAUAGCACACAAGACAGAGAGUGAGCGGAGACGAACAACGCCCGCGCAGAGGCCGGGGCUAGCUAGCUAGCUCCUCCGAUGGCCAGCCGUGGCGGCGCAUCCGUGGUGCUCGUUGUCCUGUGCAGCUCGCUGCUCGGGUUCGCGCCGCGGCCAGGUGCGGCCGGGAAGCCGCUCGUGCCGGCGAUGUUCGUGUUCGGGGACUCCCUGGUGGACGUCGGCAACAACAACCACCUGGCCAGCGUCAACGACAGCUGCAAAGCGAACUACCGGCCCUACGGCGUCGACUACCACCCCGGGCAGUCACCGACCGGCCGGUUCAGCAACGGCUACAACUUGGCGGACCAUCUAGCACGAUGGCUGGGCUUUGCCGGGAGCCCGCCACCUUUCCUCUCCCUGGCGAACGCGAGGGCGAGGCACACUCGGCGGACGACGGUGAGCACGGGCAUCAACUUCGCGUCCGGAGGGUCGGGUCUCCUCCCUACAACCGGCGAUUCUGUGUGUGGCGGCGCGGUGGUUUCCAUGGCCGAGCAAGUCGGCAACUUCACGAGCCUCGUUCGGACGACGACGUGGGAAGGCAGCAAGAGACGGGAGCGGACGGCGCCCGGUCUCGUCUCCGAGUCGCUCGUCUUCAUCAGCGUCGGCAGCAACGACCUGUUCGAGUACAGCGACUUCUUCGCAGACCCUAAGAACCGCAACGUUAGCCGCAACGACACCGCGUUUCUGGGAGGGCUCGUUGCUCUUUACGCGACCUACGUGAAGGAUCUGUACGCCGCCGGGGCAACCAUGUUCUCCGUCGUUAGCCCGUCGCUGGUCGGGUGCUGCCCGUCGCAGAGGAAGAUAGCGGAGGACACGCACGACGUGGACGGCUUCGGCUGCCUCGGCACGGCGAACAACCUCUCCAGGCAGCUGUACCCCAUGAUCGGCUCCAUGCUGGAGAGCCUCAGCCAAGACGAGCUGCCCGGCAUGAAGUACUCACUCGGAGACGCCGUCGCGAUGGCCCAGUGGAUAUUCACCCACGCUAGCACACCUCCCAACAACUUCACUACGCCCGACCGCGCGUGCUGCGGCUCAGGGGAUUUCGGCUCGGGCGCGUGCAACAGUUCGGCUCCGCUGUGCCCCAACCGGAGCAGCUUCUUCUUCUGGGACAGGUUCCACCCCACCGAGACGUUGGCGGCGGUCACGGCGCAGCAGCUCUUCAGCGACAACGGGACCUUCGUCCACCCGAUCAACGUGCAGCAGCUGGUGGCGCCGUCGUCGCGGCCAUGAGCAGCAUCUGUUUUGGCUCUGAUUGAAUGCUCAUGCAUGCUUCGAUGAUACGUAUGAUAUACUAUCGCUGCAACUGUAAUAAUGAUAAUAAUAAGCAUCAGUAAGUACGUGUGUGGCAACUAUUUUAAGAGAUUGGUUUAAGCUAAAGGCUGUAGAGAUUCUUGUCGGCGUCGAGAAGGUUCUCAGGGCGGCGCGUUCGUGACCGAAGAUUCCUAUAUGCACUGAUAUAUACCUGUUGCUUG